Molecule: messenger RNA, 917 nt
Organism: Mya arenaria
Lineage: Eukaryota; Metazoa; Mollusca; Bivalvia; Myida; Myidae
Product: ctenidin-3-like
Exons: 5
Coding region: 117-821 (234 amino acids)
Source: RefSeq, a predicted model, not a curated record
UCUUACAUAUAACGUGUGUAUAAGAUGACUCGUUAUUUAUUUUUUUAAAAGUAUAAAAAGGUUGGGAUUUCAUGUAGCCUGCAUUUCAGGAGGAUCCAUCCACCAGACAUAUCACCAUGAAGUAUCUCUUGCUGCUCGUCGUUGCUGUCUUCGCAGUCAGUUCAGUGUCUGCUCGCGGCAAAUGGCCACGACCAUGCAAAGGUAAGUGGUGCGGUGGCUAUAGAGGCGGCUACGGUGAUGGGGGCUACGGAGGUGGAUAUGGAGGUGGCGACGGAGGCUACGGAGGGGGAUAUGGAGGCGGAUACGGAGGUGGUGCCGGAGGAUACGGAGGUGGCGCCGGACGAUACGGAGGUGGCAGCGGAGGAUACGGAGGCGGAGGAUACGGACACGGUGGUGGAAAGAAAUAUGAAGGAUAUAGUGUUGGCAUGUCCAGUGGUUAUGGUGGUUACGGUAGCGGAUUUGGUGGUUUCAGCGGUGGAAUGAACGGUGGAUAUAUGGGAGGAUACGGUGGAUUUUCCGUUGGAAAGAAAUUCGGCGGCGUUGGCGGCUAUGGAGGUGGUGCUGGAGGAUUCGGUGGCGGUUAUGGUGGUGGUCUUGGAGGAUACGGUGGCGGUUAUGGUAGUGGAGCUGGGGGAUACGGUGGUGGAUAUGGUGGUGGAUACGGCGGAAUCGGUGGUGGCGGUUAUGGAAGUUAUGGUGGAAGAGGCCGAUACUGCAAAUGCGCUCCACGAUGCAACAAAUGGCAGAAGUUUGUCGGCCGAUGCCCAUGGUGCAAGAAAGGCUGCAAGCUGGUGUUCUGCUGCAAUCGCGGUAAAAUGUAAACUCUUACUAUGAGGUACAGACAACUAACGGAUUUCUGAUGACCCCAUUGUACAUUUUGUGAUUUGACAUAUAUUAAAGUACUUUGAAAUUACAAU